GUGACAAAGCCGGCGAAUGAUUCUGACAGUGUCUCAGUACAACAUGGCGAUUAAGGCUAUUUCCUUGCGUUAUAAGCUGUGCCUAAUUUUCCUCUAACAGUACUAGGGGAACAUAAAUGGAAAAAUUAUUGACGGACGAGCCGAAUGUCCUUGAAACACUUCUGGAACAAGGAGAAAGGUUUGCUCGAAAUGGACAACUGGACAAAUCUUUUAGUGCAUAUUCGAAUGCGUUUCGAGUCGGAGUUGUACCCAAGGAAUGCAUAACAUCGUUAGUGACUGCGCUUGUAGAAUUUCAACGAAACAAACUGUGUAAAGAUGGAAAGGAAGAAAGCUGUUCUCAAGAAGGCAGCAGUAGCCAAAGUAUGUUCUCUUGUGCAAUGUGUAACUGUGUGUUUAUGAAGCCAGUGACUUUGGUUUGUGGCCAUACUUUCUGUGAACUUUGUCUUACUGAGGAACACUCUUUCACUGGCCAUGUAGAGUGUAGUAAAUGUGGAAGGGAUGUUUCUACAAACUUGAUGUACUCUGUCAAUGUACUAGUAAUGAAUUGUAUCCAGAAAUGGUUUCCGAAAGAAUAUCAAAGACAGGUGGAAAAAAUGCAGGGACAUGAAUGUCUCAUUGGAAACGACCUAAAGACAGCCAUCAAGCGGUUCACUGAAAUCCUGUCUACAUCUUCUAACGAUUUUCACUGUUUGUGUUGGCGUUCUGACGCCCUUCUUCGAAUUGGACGACCAGAUUUGGCACUACGGGACAUCGAACAAGCUUGUAAACUUCGGCCAAGUUUAGCUAGAACUUUCUAUAGGAAAGCAGUAGUUCUAGCAAACUUGGCAAAACUCGAAGGGGUCCUGUCCUCCAAGCAUGAAGAGAGUGUACUGGCUCUGUUACGGUGCUUUGCUCUCUCGCCCGGAAGUCACCGAUAUCGCCAAGAGUUCACGGAAAAUUUACAUCAGUUGUUAAGCCCAAAAUUUACAAACUCAAAUAGAACUUUGUUAGUUCUCAAACUUGGUCGUGCCGGAAAGAAAGAACUUGCUGGUCAAGACGGUAGAACGGCAAAAAUGGACGUUACUAUGAAACACUUGACUCCACAUGUAAGUACCCGGGGGUACUUCACAUCGUCCAACCAGAACUUAGUUUCGCUUCAACUCAGAGGCAAAAGUGAUCGCAGCCACGAUGUAUUUACCAGUAGCACGAAAAGCAAUGCUGGUGGGGAGUUGAAAAAGAGAGCGCAGAAAUCUCAUUCAUUUUCAAACGGCAAAGAAACUUUAUGUACUAACGAUCAAACAAAGCUUAAUCAACAGGUCAAAAAGCCUAAAAGUGAAAUCGAGGCCGUUGGCGAAGGAAUCAAAAAAAGGUUCGUAGAAGUUGAAGAUUUUGAAUGUAAACUUUGCUACAGUUUACUGUUUCAGCCCAUAACGACAAUAUGCGGGCACACAUUUUGCCGGGAAUGUCUUGAACGAUGCCUUGAUCAUCGUGUCGAAUGUCCGUGUUGCAGAACUGCUUUAGAUCAGUACAACCGAGGAGAUCCAAACAUGGAAAUCACUGAAGUACUGGACGUCAUUUUAGCUAAGUAUUUCCCAGCGGAAUACAAUGAAAGAACGAAAACGUAUCAAGAAAAGAUGGACACGCUUCUGAGUUUGGGGAAAGGUGACAGUCCACAUGUGCCUAUUUUUGUCUGUACUGUAGCUGUGCCAAAAGUGCCAUGUCCAUUGCAUGUGUUUGAGCCGAGAUAUCGCCUAAUGUUACGCCGAUGUGUCAAGUCAGGUUCCAGGCAGUUUGGCAUGUGUGUGGAGAGCGAUGACCCAGAUAAAGACUUUGCAGAUUAUGGGACCAUGCUCAAUGUUGAAACUGUGCAUUUUCUUCCUGAUGGACGUUCCAUUGUGCACACAGUAGGUGGACGACGAUUCCGUGUCAUUUCACGAAGCAUGGUAGAUGGUUAUCACACAGCUACUGUAGAAUGGUUACAAGAUGAAAGCGUUGAGGAUGCGGAGGAACUAAAGCAACUCAUUGCGCUAAACAGAGAUGGUUACAUAACAUUGCAGAAUUGGUUCAGCCAGAUGACCACAGAACAGCGUCAGUGCGUCACUAAUGCCAUUGGACCUGUCCCAGCUUUCAAGGAAGACCUUCAGUUACUUCAUGAUGGUCCAGACUGGGUGUGGUGGGUACUUGCAGCAUUACCCCUUCAAGACAAAGCAAAGCUUAUAAUUUUAGGAAUGACAUCAAUGCUUGAACGGCUUAAGAGUGUAUUCCGUUUCUUACAGCUAAUGCUCUCAUUGCAAAGUAGCCCAAUGGAUACCAGUUCUUCGGCUUCCUGACAUAAAUUGUGUGUUGACAUGUAUUUAAUUUUGAUUUCUUGUCCCAUUUUACAGUGGGACAAUCAGUAUUAAAUUAUUUAUUUAUUUUCCGGUGGCUCUGUAAAUGAAUAUCCAUUGACCACGAUAGCAUUUGCAAAUUUUAACAAAACAAAGAUUCAAAUAUUGUGGUGACACCACAUCUGUGUUCUUUUUUCCAGCUGUUUAUCAUUUUAUAUGGGUUAAUGCACACCACUUUCACAGUAAUAGAUAACUGACAAGUGAUUAAGGUUUCUCUUGGCCUCUCCCUCAGCUAACUGUCAAUUUUGAUAGAAACUGUUAAAGUAAAUCAGUUGCUGAUAUAUAGGGCUUUGCUUUGACUAGGUUAAAAGAAUAAUAAGUAGUACUUUUGGCAAUGAUGCUUUAAAAAGAAGUUGCACAGGCUUUAAGGGUUUCUUUUACUUCUCAUCAGCUUUCUUUAAUUUUGAUACUGAGGUAUUUAGCAAAGCUUUGUUUUACAGAGGUUGAGAGUGUGCAGAAUUGUCAGUUCUUCAUGACAUAAUCAUUCCAGUCAAUGCUCAACUAGAAUGGAUUUCACUUGAAACCAAAAUCAAUUAGACAUCUCAGCCAAUCUCAAACCCUAGUAAAACCAGAGUAAUUGCCUGAUUACAUUCAACACUCAAAUGAAACUCACUCUAAAUAAAUGAAUAAAUUCUGCAAUAAUUCCUGAUUUGCUACGUGUGCUGCUAGAGCCAAUGUGAUGUUCCAAAAAUAAUAUCCAUAUAUGCCUACAGAAGGCAUUUCUUGGUGUGAACCACCACCCCCAAAUUCCAUGUUAGUUUAAUUUUCAUUGACCUUCCUCUGGGUGGAUAUGGAUAUAUUCUGGAACUGCAGAUUGUUCCAGUCUCAUUUGUUCUGAUAUUUAAAAAUACUAUUAAAAAUAUUUCCUUACAUUGACAAAUCCGGUUUGUACUUGAGCGAAGCUUAAUUAAAUGUGGUUGUGUUGUAAUGCUAAUUAGGGUGUAAAUACUUUCAGAAUGGAAACAAUUUAUUGCUUGCAUAGAAAUGGUUCAGCAUGAAGUCAGAUCUGUCAUAAGUAAAUUAAUGCUAAUGUUUUAUGUGAAUGAUCUUGUUGAUAUUUUGCUGUAUUGUCACACAAUCAAUUAAAAUUGUUGGAAACAAAGCUAUGGCUCCUGAGAUUAACACAUUGUUUAUGUACCAUGUCAACAUAUUGUGUUAUAUAGCUGGUGACUUUCCCGCUACAG
Orbicella faveolata is the source of this 3550-nucleotide messenger RNA. Its product is annotated as LON peptidase N-terminal domain and RING finger protein 1-like. NCBI's taxonomy places the organism in Eukaryota, Metazoa, Cnidaria, Anthozoa, Scleractinia, Merulinidae. Gene Ontology annotation, molecular function: ubiquitin protein ligase activity; protein binding. The record is from RefSeq and is a predicted model, not a curated record.